CCGGGCGCGCCAACCUCAGCCACACCUCCGGCCUCCAGAACCUUCCCAGCCCACCCGGCCACGAACGCGCCGCGCGGUCUAGAACCUUCCAUUCCCCUCCUGACAAGUCUCGCCGCCUCCCCGUACAAAGGUGACUCAAGGCGGUAUUUAUCACUGACACCCGCCACUCUCCCGCGGCGCAGAGACUGUUCCUGCCCGCGCCGCGCCAAUUGGCUCUUGCGCGAGAGACAAUACUGUAGCAACGCCUCUUCUUGGUUCUUGGGAUCGCCGCGCUGGAUUCUUGCGUUCCCAAAGAACGGUUCGUCGAUCGCAGCAGAGAAUUUGCCUGGGGAUCGUUGCUUCGUUACCAUUCGCGGCGUAAAAAGAUCGGGUCUUUGGGUUGGUUGGUGGGCGACACGAUGGACCCGCUGCUGCCGGGUAUGGUGACUGUGAAGGAGGAGUGGCGGCCGAGCUCGCCGCCGGAGGAGGAGGUGGAGGACAUGGACGCGGUGGGGGCACCGCGGCCGAUGGAGGGUCUGCACGAGGUCGGGCCGCCGCCGUUCCUGACCAAGACGUUCGACCUGGUGGCCGACCCGGCCACCGACGGCGUCGUCUCGUGGGGGCGCGCCGGCAACAGCUUCGUCGUGUGGGACCCCCAUGUGUUCGCUGCCGUGCUGCUCCCCAGGUUCUUCAAGCACAACAACUUCUCCAGUUUCGUCCGCCAGCUCAACACCUAUGGUUUCAGAAAGAUUGAUCCAGACAGAUGGGAAUUUGCCAAUGAAGGUUUCCUCAGAGGUCAGAGACAGCUUCUGAGGAUGAUCAAGAGAAGGAGACCACUGUCCUCCCUCCCUGCAUCACAGCAGCAGGCUUUGGGCUCCUGCCUCGAGGUCGGCCACUUCGGACGGGACGAAGAGAUUUACCGGCUAAAGCACGACAAAAACAUCCUGCUCUCGGAGGUCGUGAAGCUACGGCAGGAGCAGCAGAGCACGAGAGCCGACAUGCAGGCCAUGGAAGAGCGGCUGCAGCACGCAGAGCACAAACAGCUCCAGAUGAUGGGGUUCCUGGCGCGCGCGAUGCAGAACCCCGACUUCUUCCACCAGCUGAUCCAGCACCAGGACAAGAGGAAGGAGCUCGAGGACGCGUUCUCGAAAAAGAGGAGGCACAUCGACAUCGUGCCGUUCAUCGGCGCUGCAGGGGAGGCCAGCUGCCGGGCUCAGAGAGAGGAGCUCGACUCGACGUUCUUCUUCGGGUCAAGCAGGGAGUUCGAGGAGCUGAAUGGGCCGGGAAACUCGGAGCUGGAGAACCUGGCGCUGAACAUCCAGGGGUUCGGGAGGCGCAAGCAGGAUGAGAAGGGUGGCCGGAAUCAGGCCACGAGCGGCGAUACGACGGAGCUUACCGAUGAUUUCUGGGAGGAGCUGCUGAACGAAGGGAUGAGAGGCGAGGCUGAGAUGUCAAUGCCGGAGCUGGAGAGAAGGCCGCCCAAAUACGUCGACGCGUUGGCGCAGAAGCUGAGCUCUCUGAGCAAUAGCACGGCGAAGUAGAGUUUGUGAUCGUAUCAUGGCCCUCCGAUUCGUCCAUUUGACGUAGUGAUAGCUCUAUUGCUGUAUAUUGCAGUGAUAACCGGCGGCGCCAUUAUAUUGCGGAUUCGCCGGGCCGAGUUGUGUGGUAUUUAAAUACAUGUCGUUUUAAUAACGAUAUGUAUUUAUAAUUAGAGAGAGUAUAUAUUAACGAUUGAUGUACAGGUUCUUCAUUCUUAAUUGACAUUCCUUUCAUCCUUGCAUCAA
Phragmites australis (common reed) is the source of this 1763-nucleotide messenger RNA. RefSeq names its product heat stress transcription factor A-2d-like. Gene Ontology annotation, biological process: regulation of transcription by RNA polymerase II. Gene Ontology annotation, cellular component: nucleus. The record is from RefSeq and is a predicted model, not a curated record. Gene Ontology annotation, molecular function: DNA-binding transcription factor activity; RNA polymerase II cis-regulatory region sequence-specific DNA binding. Lineage: Eukaryota; Viridiplantae; Streptophyta; Magnoliopsida; Poales; Poaceae. Bases 399 to 1520 code for a protein of 373 amino acids. The transcript has 2 exons.